Cucurbita pepo subsp. pepo (vegetable marrow) is the source of this 1825-nucleotide messenger RNA. RefSeq names its product 4-coumarate--CoA ligase 1. NCBI's taxonomy places the organism in Eukaryota, Viridiplantae, Streptophyta, Magnoliopsida, Cucurbitales, Cucurbitaceae. The record is from RefSeq and is a predicted model, not a curated record. Gene Ontology annotation, molecular function: CoA-ligase activity.
CGUCGUCGAACUCAGAAGAACACGAUAAACGUGAAUCGGAAAAGGUUCAUCUGUUCUUCUUCUUCUUCAAUCAGCUAAAAUCGUCGCCAUUGAAAUGGCCACUGAAACGGUUCACGACUUCAUUUUCCGGUCGAAAUUGCCGGAUAUCUACAUCCCUAAGCACCUACCUCUGCACUCGUACUGCCUUCAAGAAAAGAUGGCAGAGAUCGGCCACCGGACCUGUCUAAUCAAUGCCGUCACUGGUGAGUCCUUCACUUAUUCCGACGUCGACCUCGCCGCUCGCAAGGCCGCCUCUGGAUUGUACAAACUCGGUAUUGCAAAAGGCGAUGUGAUCAUGCUCCUCCUCCCGAACUCACCGGAAUUCGUCUUCGCUUUCCUCGGCGCCUCGUACCUUGGCGCGAUUAUGACGGCGGCGAAUCCUUUCUUCACUGCGGCAGAGAUCGCGAAGCAAGCGAAAGGAUCGAAGGCGAAAUUGAUAAUCACGCAAUCGUCGUAUUACGAGAAAGUGAAGGAAAUAACAGAGCAAUUACCUGAUGCUAAAAUCAUGACCGUCGAUUCUCCGCCGCUAGGUUGCUUAUCGUUUGCCGAUUUAAUCCAGGGAGGCGAUCAUGAGAUUCCGGCGGUGGAGAUCAGUCCGGACGACGUCGUUGCUCUGCCGUACUCCUCUGGAACCACUGGAUUGCCGAAAGGAGUGAUGCUAACACAUAAAGGAUUAGUGACGAGUGUGGCUCAGCAAGUGGAUGGAGAAAAUCCGAAUCUGUACUACAGAAACGACGAUGUGAUUUUGUGCGUUUUGCCGCUUUUUCAUAUCUAUUCGCUUAAUUCGGUUCUGCUCUGCGGGUUGCGCGCCGGUGCGACGAUUUUGAUCAUGCCUAAAUUUGAGAUUGGUUCGCUUUUGCAAUUGGUGGAGAAAUACAGAGUUUCAAUUGCGCCGAUUGUGCCGCCGAUUGUUCUCGCCAUUGCGAAGUCGCCGGACUUGGAGAAAUACGAUUUGUCGUCGAUCAGAAUGAUUAAAUCUGGCGGAGCUCCGCUUGGGAAGGAGCUUGAAGAUACCGUGAGGGCCAAGUUUCCCAAGGCUGUGCUCGGCCAGGGAUAUGGAAUGACAGAGGCGGGUCCUGUACUAACGAUGGGUUUAGCAUUUGCGAAGGAGCCAUUUCCGAUGAAACCAGGAGCCUGCGGCACCGUCGUGAGAAACGCCGAGAUAAAGAUCGUCGACACCGAAAACGGCGGCUCAUUGCCCCGAAACACGCCGGGAGAGAUCUGCAUCAGAGGCGAUCAAAUCAUGAAAGGCUAUCUCAACAAUCCGGAGGCAACGGCCGCCACAAUCGAUAGCGAAGGCUGGUUGCACACCGGCGAUAUCGGCUUGAUCGACGACGAUGACGAACUGUUCAUCGUCGAUCGGUUGAAGGAACUGAUUAAGUACAAGGGAUUCCAAGUCGCGCCGGCGGAACUCGAAGCUCUGUUGCUCACUCAUCCGGUCAUCUCCGAUGCCGCCGUCGUUCCAAUGAAAGAUGAAGAAGCUGGAGAGGUUCCCGUUGCGUUCGUAGUGAAAUUGAAGAACUCCGAAGUGACUGAGGAUGAAAUUAAACAAUUUAUAUCAAAACAGGUGGUUUUCUACAAGAGAAUAAACCGGGUUUUUUUCAUAGACGCAAUUCCGAAAUCGCCCUCCGGCAAGAUCUUGAGGAAGGAGUUGAGGGCAAAGUUGGCAGCUGAUUUUCCAAUUCCUAAUUAAUUUCCUUUUUCUUUUUAUUAUUAUUAUUAUUAUUAUUAUUUUUUCUUUGCAAUUUCACCCACUACUAAAUGCCAAUGCAAGUCUCUUAUUUUA